Messenger RNA from Thermothelomyces thermophilus ATCC 42464, 1445 nucleotides. RefSeq lists its product as uncharacterized. Lineage: Eukaryota; Fungi; Ascomycota; Sordariomycetes; Sordariales; Chaetomiaceae. The record is from RefSeq and is a predicted model, not a curated record. The transcript is spliced from 8 exons. Bases 137 to 1414 code for a protein of 425 amino acids.
GUGGCCCUCCUGGACGGCAUCAACGGGGCCUUUCCAUGGAUGUUCAUCAACUGCUGCCGGCAUACCCACCAACAGAUGUUGUGCAACUGCUGCAUGGUAGCGGUUGGCAUCCUAGAAUGCCUUCGCCAAAUUCAGCAUGUCGUCAAGAAGGCAAGGAUUAACACCAAGAUGGCAGUGGCCAUGGCUGGUUCUAUGCCUCCUCGCCCAUUUUAAGUUCCAGCUCGUCAGAGCACAAUCAGCCGUCCAGACACUCUUCGUCCUCGACUCGGACACCAUUGCCUCCUUUAACGUACCUCCCGAGUCGGACGACAUCAACUUCUACGUAUUGACCCCGGACUGGUACCAGUACACGGCCAUUGGGUUCGGAGCUACCAUGUCAGAUUCGUUGAUGCUGGUCAUGUACCCGUCCGCGGACCGCAAAAGUGUGACUGUGAGUCCGCGCAAGGCUAGGGGCAACACUGAGCCUGUCUACUCCCCUGACACGCAGCUCGUCAUCCACGACACGAGCAUCGACGAAGAGAACUCCAACAUGGUGGUCAACGCCACCUGCCGCCGCUGCCUGCCCUAUGCCACAGCCAAUUCCGCUUCCGGAGUCGAACGGACGGCCAGCAUGAUGUUCGCCGUCGGGCCUGAGCUUGCCCUCAACACUGAUGACCUCGACGCCCGGAUACGGCGGCAUGUCGCCUAUGGCAACUUUGAAAUCGACCUCCGCAAGGCCACAGGCGAAGGGGGCAUCGGCGAGGGCAUCUCCGGUGGCAACUCGAGUGACGCGGUCCUGUCCGGCGAGCGCGGGCUGGUCCAGGACAGCAACAAGGCCGCAACGGCCCACGGCAUCCUGUACGCCCUGGUGGCGCUCGCCGUCGCCCCGUUCGACUCGCUGGUCGCGGGAGCCCUCAGAACCAGGUGGGCCUGGGUCCACGGUCUCACGGCGACCGUGUAUUUUGCGUUUGUCAUCGGCGCCUUGGUGCCGGGCGUCAUGGUUAGCCGAGAGCACGUCGCGACCCAGCGGUUCCGCACCGGCCACCAGGUCCUCGGGCUGCUCGCCGUUGUUGCGCUGACCAUCAUGUUCGUCUGGGGCAUUGCCCUCUCGUGGAUCAAGCAUUCUGCCAACAAGCGCGGCCAGGAGCCGCCCGAGAACACACACCUGUUGGGCAUGAUCCAUCGGUGGACGUGCAGAACGAUAUGGGUGCUCUUCUUGGUCAAUGUUGGACUGGGUCUGAAGCUGUCCGAGCACAAGACGGUGCUGAUCUUUGGCUACAUGGCGGUGGCUCUAGCUGUGUUGGUCGUCUUGAUUCCCAUCUAUUUCUGUCUCUGGAAAUGCUCGAAGAGGGGAAGAGAGAAAGAAGGUUCAAUCGAGAUGCCCACCAUCUACGACCACAACUCCAACUAUCUUGGAGUACAUCACAGGAAUUGAUGGAAUUUUAAGGGUUCUAGUCGUAGGCGCU